CCGCCAGAGCACAGUAGUGCCGCAGCGUGUCGCUUCAUGUUGUUGACGGUUGCUGUGCUACGCGGAGCUUUUCUAUCGAUGCACUCCACCUGAUGUGACAUUUCCACGGCACCGCACGACAUAUUUGAAGCAAUGAGAGCCAUAGUGGGGCUGGUACACUACGUGGGACUUUAUGUUCAACUUAACGUAGCUCUCAUUGUUGGACACGUUGAGCUGGAUAAUCAUUUAUCUGGAAAUGCUCUUUUUACAGAGGUACCUCACGACGUCACGACACGGAGCGGUGAAGAUGUAGAGAUGGCAUGCUCUUUCCGCGGGGCCGGUUCUCCUUCCUCCUUGGAGAUCCAGUGGUGGUACGUCAAGGACCACAGAGACUGGCGUGAGAAGCCUGCACAGAUCACAAAUGAUGUUGUACCUCUGGAGGAGACGUUCAAAGACGCCACUAAAAUUAGUGUCGUGAAAGUGGCCGGCAGUAACAUUUCUCACAAGCUGUGCCUGUCGAGCGUCAAACCGUCAGAUGAGGGCACGUACGAGUGCCGCGUCAUCGACUUCAGUGGCUCCGAGGUGCAGCACCAUCGCGUUCGCGCCCACCUCCACGUGGAGCCCGGUCAAGGGUCAGACAUCCGAUUCCCUGGAUCGGGGCAUCGGUCAGAUAGAGACGCGGUCCACCGACACGAGCACAACCGCCAUCAUCGGAAACAGGAAGCCGAAGACGACUGACCGCUCUAUGUAAGAGGAAGAAGUCUGCUAGUUAGUGUGCAUGUUCAUGACUGAGGAGGAGAGGCCAUCAUCAUCACUGUGAGGUGAGGCAGUGCCCACUACUGCUCUUUGUACUUCACCAUUUGUUUGUACAGUAUGUGCUACUGUAUGUGCUUUGUAGAGUCCAGGAAAGGACACAUUUUUAUUAACCGUGCACAUGGGUGUAGCCAUGCAUUGUUUUUAAAGUGACGGGAUGUGUUGUUACUCUACACGGGCAGGGCGAUGUACAAUAAAUAUUAAUGAUGAUAAUUAUACUCCCUGAAAUGAGAUGAAAGGGGCCCUAUCAUGCUCAUUUCAGGGGCUUUUAAGAUGACAUUGGAUCCCAAUGGGGCACUUGAGUAAGUUUCUUUUAACAAAAUACUCCAUAAAUCUCAAGUGGUGUACAAGCUAAAUCUGCAUUCUUCUUCUCUUGGCCGAAACUCUCGAAUUCUGCAGCCUGGUCCCCGGCCACUCCUACUCUGUGAUGAUUGUUCAGGGGUUGAGAGUCGGCACCAGCCCGCCGCCACCGCUGAGAGCUGCAUAGACACGCCACCCUCAAAUCGGUUACGUGCUAAUGAUUCGCAGCAAACAGUACAGAAAAAUUGGAUAUAAUUGGAUGGAGGAGCAGUGACCAUGAGGUACAGUAGGUCUUUAGCUCCCCAGAAAACAAAAUAUCUUCCCAUUGCUGCCUUACUUUUCACGAAAAAGUGACAAAUGGCAAGUUGUCAUACAUAGACUUCGUAAAGUUGUGACAUGAGAAUUUCGGUCAUGGGGGGAAUCUUGUGACGUUGACGUGCCCAACCGUUUUAGGAGCGGCAUAAAAACACACGAACGUCAUGACACUUCAACAUUUUAAACAUGUACAGUAGAUAUGUCUGAAAAGUUAAAUAUAUAGAAUAGGGCCCCUUAAAAGUGAGUCAAUUUAGGGUCAUUAUUUGAUUUUACAUUUCCCAUACAAAUUUGGCGGUAAAGUAUAUGUAGUAUGGAAAUCUGAUGGAUAGAUAAAUGUAUUAAAAAGAGCAACAAAUAGCUGACACUGUAUCUACCAAUGCUGCAGGGCUUCCAAGCUUUUUAGAGCUCGCCUAGGAUAUUUGUCAAAAUGUAUGUGUUGUGAUAUUAUAUCUCUUUGUUUUCAAAGCAUUUUGUCCAUGUCAAUACAAUAAAAAACACU
Dunckerocampus dactyliophorus (ringed pipefish) is the source of this 1906-nucleotide messenger RNA. RefSeq names its product V-set and transmembrane domain containing 2 like (gene vstm2lb). Bases 133 to 717 code for a protein of 194 amino acids. NCBI's taxonomy places the organism in Eukaryota, Metazoa, Chordata, Actinopteri, Syngnathiformes, Syngnathidae. The record is from RefSeq and is a predicted model, not a curated record. The transcript has 4 exons.